AUGGGACAAACCUAUAUGCACCUGCCAGAAGAUGGGGAUGGCGGAAAUGCCAGUGCUAGCAGGCUUCUAGCGCCCACGAGCGCACAUCUCGCAACAACCACGCUGCAGGUCGGCGGCAUGACAUGCGGUUCGUGCACUUCAGCCGUUGAAUCAGGCUUCAAAGGCAUUGAUGGCAUCGGAACAGUCUCCAUCAGCCUCGUAAUGGAGCGCGCCGUCGUCACGCAUGACCCGGAGAUCAUACCCGCCGACAAGAUACAGGAGAUCAUUGAGGACCGUGGUUUUGAUGCUGAGGUUCUCUCGACCGACCGUUCCAACCCCGCGACUACUCGAUUGAACCACGUCUUGGACCAGAGAACUGCGAUUGGGGGCGAAGAUGAGUCUGCGAUGACUACUGCGACGACCACUUUUGCCAUUGAGGGCAUGACGUGUGGCGCUUGCACGUCCGCCGUUGAAGCCGGCUUCAAUGGCGUGCCUGGUGUGCUCAAGUUCAACAUUAGUCUUUUGGCGGAACGAGCCGUCAUUACUUAUGAUGAGACGAAGCUUUCGCCGGAGAAGAUAGCCGAGAUUAUUGACGAUCGCGGAUUUGAUGUUACUAUUCUAUCAACGCAGCGCGACUCGAUCCAUCAGGCAGGAGAUACGACAACCGCUCAGUUCAAGGUCUUCGGCUGCAAAGAUGCGACUACUGCCCAGCUUCUGGAGGAAGGCCUCAUUGCAGUCCAAGGCAUCCGAUCCGCAUCUAUCAGCCUCAGUACGGACCGCCUGACAGUCGUCUACCAACCCCGGACUAUAGGACUUCGUGGCAUUGUUGAGGCCAUAGAGGCGCAGGGCUUGAAUGCCCUCGUUGCAAGCGGCGAGGAUAACAACGCGCAGCUUGAAUCGCUGGCAAAAACGCGCGAGAUCACUGAGUGGCGGACAGCGUUCAGGACGUCGCUUGCCUUCGCGAUCCCCGUUCUUCUCAUCGGCAUGAUUAUUCCUAUGGCUUUCCCAAUGAUAGACAUUGGACGUUUCGAACUCAUACCGGGUCUAUUCCUGGGUGACAUCGUAUGCCUCGUUCUCACUUUGCCUGUUCAAUUCGGGAUUGGCAAGCGAUUCUAUAUCACUGGGUACAAAUCUCUUAAACAUAAAUCGCCAACAAUGGAUGUUCUCGUCGUUCUCGGCACAUCGUGUGCCUUCCUUUUCAGCGUCUUUUCUAUGCUCAUCUCAGUCCUUCUUGAGCCACAUUCUAAACCUUCCACAAUCUUCGACACAUGCACCAUGCUCAUCACAUUCAUCACACUGUCUCGGUGGCUCGAGAACCGCGCCAAAGGCCAGACUUCUAAGGCGCUGUCUCGUCUGAUGUCAUUAGCUCCGUCCACAGCUACCAUUUAUGCUGAUCCUAUCGCUGUAGAAAAGGCAGCAGAGAGCUGGGCAAAGUCAUCUGACGAGCCCCCAGUGCUCAAGACUCCUCAGACUCAUGAGCCUGGCAUCUCUGCUUGGGAGGAAAAGGUCAUCCCAACAGAGCUGCUUGAGGUUGAUGACAUUGUGGUCAUCCGGCCAGGCGACAAAAUUCCAGCAGAUGGCAUUCUUGUUCGAGGGACAACGUUUGUUGACGAAAGUAUGGUUACUGGAGAGGCUAUGCCUGUUCAGAAGUACAUUGGCGAUAGUAUCGUCGCCGGGACUGUUAACGGCGACGGGCGCGUCGAUGUCCGUGUCACUCGAGCUGGCCACGACACGCAGCUAAGUCAGAUUGUCAAGCUAGUGCAAGAUGCACAAACUGCCCGUGCCCCCAUUCAGCAGCUGAUUCAUACAAUAGCCGGCUACUUUGUUCCCAUGAUUCUUAUCCUAGGUCUUGGUACGUUCCUUGUAUGGAUGGUCCUAUGUCAUGUUUUAUCUCGACCUCCGGAGAUCUUCCUUGAGGAUAACAGCGGCGGCAAGGUCGUAGUAUGUGUUAAGUUAUGUAUCUCCGUCAUUGUCUUUGCUUGUCCGUGUGCUCUUGGGCUGGCUACGCCCACAGCCGUGAUGGUUGGUACCGGAGUGGGUGCAGAAAACGGAAUCCUGAUCAAGGGAGGAGCUGUCCUUGAACGUAUAACCAAGGUCACGCAGGUCGUCCUCGACAAAACCGGCACAAUUACUUACGGUAAGAUGAGUGUGGCUAGGACAGGUCUUGUCCCGCAAUGGAAAAGAGACGAAGCUAGUAAACGACUGUGGUGGUCCAUUGUCGGCCUGGCCGAGAUGGGGAGCGAACAUCCCAUAGGCAAGGCUAUCCUAGGCGCUGCAAAGAAUGAGCUCGGUAUGGCGCCUGAAGGAACCAUUGAUGGCAGCGUCGGAGACUUCAAAGCAGUUGUAGGCAAGGGUGUCAGCGUAACUGUCGAGCCAGCUGCCGCCAACCGGUCACGAUAUAUGGUACUGGUUGGCAACCUCAUAUUCUUGAAGGAUUGUGACAUUGAUGUCCCCGAGGAUGCUGUCGAGGCCGCAGAGAUGCUUAACCAGUCGGCUGGUGAGGGCAAAUUGCAAGCCAAGAGCGAUACCAGCAGCGCUGGAACCACCAAUAUCUUCAUUGCCAUUGAUGGCCUUUACUCGGGCCAUCUGUGCCUGUCCGACACAAUUAAAGAGGACGCUGAAGCGACUAUCUCGGUCUUGCACCAACUGGGGAUAAAGACCGCUCUAGUCACCGGCGACCAACGAACUACCGCACUCGCCGUCGCCUCUGCCGUGGGUAUCGACUUCAAUAAUGUUUACGCCGGUGUUAGCCCCGAUCAGAAGCAGGCUAUCGUACGAGAGAUCCAGGACCGCGGCGAGGUUGUCGGCAUGAUUGGUGAUGGCAUUAACGACUCCCCAGCGCUUGUGACGGCAGACGUAGGCAUAGCUAUGGCAAGCGGAACAGAUGUCGCGAUGGAGGCGGCAGAUAUGGUCCUUAUGAGACCGACAGAGCUUAUGAUCAUACCUGCCUCACUAGCACUCACACGCACCAUCUUCCGCCGGAUCAAAAUAAACCUUGGAUGGGCAUGCAUCUAUAACGCUAUCGGCCUCCCGAUUGCUAUGGGUUUCUUUCUUCCAUUCGGACUUAGCGUACAUCCUAUAAUGGCGAGUCUUGCGAUGGCGUUCAGCAGUGUGACGGUGGUAGUCAGCAGCCUGAUGCUCAACUCUUGGACAAGGCCUGUUUGGAUGGACGAGAUGGCGAAGAACGGUGGCAGGGAGCCCAAGGCGGAGAGAUGGGUAUGGGGAAGGGGAAUUGUCGUGCGGGUGAAGGAGCUGAUCGGACGCAGAGGUAAGGCGGAGGAAGUUGGGUAUGUGCCCUUACAGAACAUAGAAGGCUGA
Messenger RNA from Fusarium mangiferae, 3297 nucleotides. RefSeq lists its product as uncharacterized. The transcript has 2 exons. Gene Ontology annotation, cellular component: membrane. Gene Ontology annotation, molecular function: P-type divalent copper transporter activity; ATP hydrolysis activity; ATP binding. Gene Ontology annotation, biological process: copper ion homeostasis; monoatomic cation transport. Lineage: Eukaryota; Fungi; Ascomycota; Sordariomycetes; Hypocreales; Nectriaceae. The coding region runs from base 1 to 3297 and encodes 1098 amino acids. The record is from RefSeq and is a predicted model, not a curated record.